Molecule: messenger RNA, 1286 nt
Organism: Arabidopsis arenosa
Lineage: Eukaryota; Viridiplantae; Streptophyta; Magnoliopsida; Brassicales; Brassicaceae
Source: the annotation of a GenBank genome assembly
AACUAGAGCAGCUGUCUCACGCAUUUCCUUUUCUAAGAGGCAUCUUGAGGAAGCAGUUUAUAAGCCAGGUCAUCACAGGGUACUUACCCAGCGUGAUCUUGAUUCUAUUUUUCUAUGCCGUUCCACCAUUGAUGAUGUAUUUUUCGGCCUUGGAGGGAUGUAUUUCACGGAGUAUAAGGAAGAAGAGUGCUUGCAUCAAAGUCUUAUAUUUUACCAUUUGGAAUGUGUUCUUCGUGAAUAUUUUAUCGGGGUCUGUUAUCAGGCAACUGAAUGUCUUUUCUAGUGUCAGAGACAUACCUGCACAACUUGCAAGAUCAGUGCCAACACAGGCUGGCUUCUUCAUGACCUAUUGUUUCACAUCUGGUUGGGCCAGUUUGGCUUGUGAAAUAAUGCAGCCUAUGGCUCUUAUCUGGAAUCUGGUAGCAAAAGUUGUUACCAAGAACGAGGAUGAGUCAUAUGAAACACUUAGGUUCCCAUACCACACCGAAAUUCCUCGGCUGCUUUUGUUUGGGCUCCUGGGUUUCACCAAUUCAGUCAUAGCACCACUGAUACUGCCGUUUUUGCUGAUAUACUUUUUCCUUGCAUAUCUCAUAUACAAAAAUCAGAUACUCAACGUGUAUAUUACAAAGUACGAAAGCGGUGGACAAUACUGGCCUAUUUUCCACAACACAACAAUCUUUUCACUGAUCUUGACACAGAUUAUAGCUUUGGGUUUCUUCGGAUUAAAGCUAUCAACGGUUGCUUCGGGUUUCACUAUACCAUUGAUUCUUCUCACUUUGCUUUUUAGUGAGUACUGUCGGCAGAGGUUUGCGCCCAUUUUCAACAUAAUUCCUGCCCAGGUUCUCAUAGAUAUGGACAGGGCUGAUGAAAUCUCAGGAAAGAUGGAAGAGUUACAUAAAAAAUUGCAUAAUGUAUACUCGCAGAUACCAUUACACUCUGAGAAAUCAUCGAGUAAAGCUGAAUGCAGUAAUCCUUUCAAAAAUCAGGAGUUACCAGAUCCUGAAAAAUUGAAGCCAGAGGAAGGGGAUGCAAUAGCGAAAGAGUUAUGGGGAUAUCAAGGCAAUGAAUCAUGUCAAGAACAUGACGCUAAGUCCUGUCCCAGUGCUUCACCAGAGCAUCUUUCUCCAAAGCUGAUCGAACUUCACAAACGGAACUAGACAGACAUUUUUUACUAGUGAAGUAAUCGCGGAGGCUCCUACAAAUCAGUGCUUUAAGCACAAGAGUUUUGUCGUGGGCAUGCUCAGCUCCAAAACCAAUGUUACUGGGAAUACACUCACUUGAAGAUA